This is a messenger RNA of Mesocestoides corti, 3726 nucleotides long. The record is from the annotation of a GenBank genome assembly. Lineage: Eukaryota; Metazoa; Platyhelminthes; Cestoda; Cyclophyllidea; Mesocestoididae.
UUGAUAGUAAGCCCCCUUUACAUAGCACUUCCUAACCUCGCAGCCCUUGCAGAUGCUCCAGGUACCCAUACACCGGGUGAUCAGAAUGCGGGAUCGCCCAAAACCUCACCUUCGUCCUCUGCACCGGUUGCGCCUCAAUUUUCCCCAUUUAUGCAAAUUGGGAAACCCAAGGUUCGGCCUCGUGGCUCUUAUAAACCAUUAAAUGAAAUAGUUGAGACUCGCAUAAGAACCUAUGAGGGCUCUGAUUCCCACACGAAAAUCUCCACUCUCCAAUCACAUUUUCCGCAAUUCAAACGGUGCCAUAUCGACCGAUGCUUUACAAAGAAUCUCCUAGACUUCAACAAGACUUAUACCGAGCUUUUUGAAAUGCAGAAAAAGCAACAGGAGGAACGGGCUAAGUUUAAGCUUAUCCUCACACCGAAAUGUAAGCCUCUAUUCGCAUACAGUCCCGAAAAACCGAAGCCUUCUCGUAUAAUUCCGAACAUCAAAUCUCCGGAGUUGAUCAACAUGCCUUCAUUCCGUGGUCGGCCAGCACGAAAGCUUGAAAAUAAGUACUAUCGUCGCGUUAUCGUAGGCAAGGAUGGUUCCGUGGAGGCCGCUGAAGUGACUGAACGCAAUUUCGUUCGUCAAGUUGAUCCACACAACUUGCUUGUUGCGCGGCAGAAACUAACAAUGCCAAAGAGCAUCUCGUACCCCGGAAUGCCUGGCGGCGAGUUUAACUUAAAUGAACCAAGUGAGGAGAUGUCAAAAGCGGCUGUUGCCAAAGCUGCGGAUAUUAACAAAGCAGUCAGCGAAGCUGUUGCGGCGAUUAAGGCUGCCCAUCCAGAAAUGUCAAAUGAGAAGGAAAAGGACGCGUCGCAAGAUUCAUCUCAAAAAGAAAAACAGCAGCAAGAUAAAGGAAAAAGGCAACCAGGAAAUAAAUUCUUUCGGAGCAAUCGACUCACUGACGCCGAGCUUAAGAAACGUGAUUACGUUGCAAAGGAGCUUCAGGCGACUGGGCGCGUCACUCGCUCCUCGGCAGUCAAGGCUGAGCCCUCCGGAGAACCCUCCGAGGAUGCUGCCAACUUCAUGGCUGGCGUUGGUGUUGUUAGUACACCCAGUAAGCCUUAUUUCCGGCUCUCGUUUUCUUUACCCAUCUUGUGUUUGACCAUGAAGAUUGAUUCUACACCAAAGAAAAACGUUGGCCGCCGUGGUGGCCGUAAUAAGUCGGCUGCGAAAUCCCAAGAAGAAGUUGUUGAAGACUCCGAACCGCAUGAAGAACCUGAUGAGCUCGAUGAUUUUGGCUUAAGGCGGGAGGAACGCAAUGCCCUUUUAGCCUUUUUCAAUGAGGCUCCUCUGGAAGAACUCAAUUUGAUGACCGGUUGCUCCCAAAAGACAGCUGAAGUUAUUAUCAACCUGCGUCCUUUUAAUACAAUAGUUGACCUCAAGCUCCGUCUCGAUGCCACGCGUUAUCUCUCGACCUCUCUCAUUGACGCCUGCAAGGAGCUCAUGCAGGCGCGCUCCAUGUUCAUGUCGAUGUUGCGAAGUUGUGAGGCGAUUAGUCAACGAGUAAAGUCGCGUAUAGCCAGUCUUCUUGCAGAUGACUCUGUCGAUCUGCCUAAAGAAGGGGGUGACUUUUCCAGAAACAAAAAGACCGGUUUUCUUCGAGAGCAACCUGUCAUCUUGCAUCCUCUACGUCAGCUUAAGCCCUAUCAACUUGUUGGAUUGAAUUGGUUACGAAUCUUGCACGAUGAGGAAGUGAACGGAAUUCUGGCUGAUGAAAUGGGUCUGGGCAAGACUGUGCAGGCCAUAGCGCUAUUGGCAUACCUUUACGAGCAGGGUGAACGUGGACCUCAUCUCAUUAUGUGUCCCAGCUCCACUGUGGACAAUUGGCAGCGCGAACUCCACAAUUGGUGCUCGCAAUUGAAAAUCCUCGUCUACCAGGGAGCGGCCGAUGUGCGCAAGGCUAUGCGAUUAAAAAUUUAUGAAAGCCAACAGAAUGAUUCCCGACCGGAUUUCAAUAUUCUUCUCACGAGUUACACGACAGCUACGAGUACCCUAGAGGAUCGGGCAUUGAUGAAGCGCGUGGACUUUAAGUACGGCAUCUUUGAUGAAGCUCACAUGCUGAAGAACAUGACUACUCAGCGUUACAAGACCUUGUCAAGUUUCCAAAUUCAACGCCGCGUUCUCCUAACUGGCACACCUCUUCAAAAUAAUCUCAUUGAACUCAUCUCUCUCCUGGCCUUUGUAAUGCCAGAUCUCUUUGCCGGUGGAAAUGCCGAUCACCUAAAACGCAUGUUCCAACUGAUGAGUAAGUCCACCACCGUGUCAUCCGGCGACCAGGUUGGUGAGAAGAAAGAAGAAGAUAGUAAGGAAAAUGAGGUGGAGGAGAGUAAAUCCUCAGUCUUAUUCUCAAGCCGGAGUCAGUUUGAACGGGAGAGAGUAGAACAGGCGAAACGACUACUUCAGCCAUUCUGCCUCCGUCGACUAAAAUCUCAAGUGCUACAGCAGUUGCCACCAAAAACUGAGGAAACAAUCCGAGUUCCCUUCACCGAUAGCCAGAGAGCAGCUUAUACCAAUUUGAUUAAUGAAUUUCGUAAUGCCCAAGGUGCUACUGCCGCCGACAUGGCCAACGACGUGGGUGAAGAUGAAGACAUGGCUUCGGUGAAAAUACAAUCCAACCUUUUGCUCAACAAGGGAACCGUCACGAAUGGAGCCAAGCGCCAAAAAAUUUCAAUUCUAGAUGCUGCAACUGGUGGGUUGGAUCGUUCCGGCGGAGUGGAGCGUCUUUCGCCUUUCAACAUGUUAAUGCAGUUGCGCAAGGCAGCCAACCACGAGCUUCUUCUCCCUGGCAUCGCUUAUUCUGAUGACACCUUGAAGGAACUUUCCGUCAUUCUCCACAACGAUCCAAGUCACUCUGACGCUGAUCCCGUCUUAGUGCUAGAAGACCUCUGCAACCUGUCCGAUCAUCAAAUCCACAAAGUUUGUCGUCUCUAUGAUGUUCUCAACCCAUUCGCCUUACCACCGGAGGCCCUUGUGAAUGGUUCAGGCAAGGUCAAGUGGCUUGACGAAAACCUCCCAGGUUUACUUAAAGAUGGUCAUCGCAUUCUUAUCUUCAGCCAAUUCGUAAUUGUUCUUGACAUCCUUGGCGAGUAUCUUAUCAAUAAGGGCCAUAAAUUUUUGAGAAUGGAUGGUUCAACACCAGUAAACGAUCGUCAGACUCUCAUCGACACGUUUAACAAUGACGAAACCUACGAUAUUUUUCUGCUCUCCACAAAGGCCGGGGGUCUGGGUAUAAGCCUGACAGGUGCCGACGUGGUGAUCCUUCACGAUGUGGACUUUAAUCCGUACAACGAUCGCCAAGCUGCUGAUAGGUGUCAUCGUGUCGGUCAAAUGAAGCCAGUUCGGGUGAUCCGCCUAAUUGCUGAGAAUAGCGUCGAGGAGAGCAUUUGGCAGAAUGCAGAGGACAAGCUUCGUUUGGAAGAAGACGUCAUAGACUUUGACACAGCCACUGCUCCUGUCAGGGUGGCAUCUACCGGAGAUAAACGCAACGGCAAAGAAAGUCUUGAUUGUGAGGAAGGAGCGAAUGGCGAUGUCGAUGCCGAUGACCAACAACUACUCCAACAGCGACGUUCGACCACCUCGGGAAAGCGUCUUUUACAAGGCGAGAUCUUCAAGUUCCUCUCGGAUGCCCUGAGUUACUGCGGAGGUAGCAGCAGUAUAAAAUCCCCCCGAAAUAACCCCUGA